Molecule: messenger RNA, 9396 nt
Organism: Ooceraea biroi (clonal raider ant)
Lineage: Eukaryota; Metazoa; Arthropoda; Insecta; Hymenoptera; Formicidae
Product: fibrillin-1
Molecular function (GO): calcium ion binding
Source: RefSeq, a predicted model, not a curated record
UCAAAAUAACUUUAGUUAAAAAGUUAAAAAAUGUAAAUUUAAAUAAUAAAAUUUUAGAUAUUUACCCAAUAUCCUUUUCAAUGUAACUUUAAUUAAAAAGUUCAGUGAGAAAGUUUAAUUUUAAUUUUCGCGGCUUUUGAAGCCGGCGAGGACUACACUUCGUUGAGUAAUCACACUUCAAAUUUUCCGCAUGACUUCCGGGUAAAACUUCGAAGCGGAUUCGAUGAUCUUAAUUUGCGGGGCUUUUUUCGGCGAAUACGAACGAAAUAUACACCAGAAUCAUGUUCGCAUCACAUGCUAAUCAUAAACGAUAAAAGAAAAAUAGUUCAAGAAAUGUUAUGCGGGGAAGUGGGAGAGGGAGGGCGAUCCUGUACCGUACACGUGUAGUACGAGUAUGCACGGUACUUUAGGUAGGGCUAAGAGAAGUCUCACAGGGAGGCCUAUUGAAGGAACAUGGACUUGUGUUCAGUCUAACUCGGUCUUCGAACUGGUCCUGGUGGCACGCAGCGUACCAAGACGUUCCAAGACGCCGGCGUCAGCCGCAUCAUUCGCGUGGUACAUCAUCUCGUACGUUGCGACGACACCGCGAGAGAUGAGUCGUUGGAUGCGACAGUAGCACAACUCGUACAAAACAAACAGGAAAGCGCGCAAACAGCGGUUUAAAGAACAAGGAAGGGUAAGGAGACUCCAGCUCCGGCUUUCUUGGUGUGCUUAGUUAGACCGAUAAAGCAUGAAGCAGCGAGAAGGCUGAAGGAUCGUCGAUGCGAGAUUAACGUGAGGAGGUGGUGCACGAGACAACAGAUCCAUCAGAGAAGAUGAGCAGCUUGGCGGUCUGUUUGAUGCUCCUCUCGACGGUGCCGGGAAUCCUCGGCAACUGUCCCCUGGUGCAGGCACCUCCAUGGGGAGCAGUGAUAGAGAGGGUGCUUAAAAAUGGCGCUUUGCAGCUGAUAUAUUCCUGCGAACCGGGACGUACACUCAUAGGUCACAAGGUGGCGACCUGCACCGCCGACGGUUGGAGCCAUGACGUCCCGGAAUGCGUGUUGAAACCCAGUGAGGAAUCGCCCUCCAUUUCAGGCAAAUCGACGCGUGAAGCUCCAUCGUGGCGUAAACUGAUCGACAAGAUCGAUCGGCAAAAUGCGAAAAAACAUUUUAACAAGGAAGACAAGAAAAAUCAGAGGAAUCUUUUCGUCCAAGCAAAGCUAAACAAGAUGGUGUCCCAACUGGAUACCACCUGUUUCAUAAGAGGAUCCAGAAAGGAAUUUAUUAAGGCUCCUUCGAUCGAACACGCGCACGAGGCGAAAUACGCUAAACGGAAAAAUGUACGCAAGCCUCAUAAUCGGUUUCAUGUUGCAAUGUACUCGUGCAUGAAAGGUUUCACUUUCAUGAAUCCAAAGAAUGAUAGGCUGUUCUGUAACAAAGGUACCUGGAUUGGACGUCGUCCGACAUGCGUGAGAAAAACUGAAAAAGUGAAACAUUGCGAUAAACAUGGAAAAGAAUGCCAGCAAGUGUGUGAGGAUAUACCAACUGGUAUAAAGUGUUCUUGCUUCGAUGGAUUCCGAGCUGAAGGAUCCUCUUGUAUAGACAUUGAUGAAUGCGCCGAGGGCACAGCGAGGUGCACUGAUAUCUGCCGCAAUGUACCUGGUACUUACCAUUGCGAGUGUCAUCCUGGUUUUGUACUAGGAAAUGAUAGCCACUCUUGCCAAGAUGUGAACGAGUGCCUCUCGAACAACGGACACGGGCCUUGCCAAGAUACUUGUCGUAAUCUUGAAGGCAGCUUCGAGUGCAGUUGCGCCGAUGUUCCCGGGUACAAAUUAGCUACCGACAAUCACACUUGCGAAGACAUCGACGAGUGUAUGCUGGACAAUGCCAAUUGUUCUCAUCAGUGUUACAACGUUCCUGGAAGCGCUUUUUGUUUUUGCCCGUCCGGCUUCUACCUGACGGAUGACUGGAAAACCUGUUUAGAUAUUAACGAAUGUGAAACAUCAAACAACUGCCCUAACAAUACUGUAUGCCAGAACACAGAAGGAUCAUACAAAUGUGUAUCCAAAGUGGGGAAGGUACUUCAUGACGAUACCUAUGAUGACGACGAAGAUCGAGAUAACGAGGCUGGCGAUUAUGAAGAAGACGUUACCGAAGAAUCAUGUGGUCCAUCAUGUAGCGAACCAUGCAAGAACGGUUUUAAAUUGGAUGAAUAUGGGAUGUGUAUUGAUAUAAACGAGUGCAAGCAGGGGAUGCACCGCUGCCAGCAUGAGUGCCUGAACAAACCGGGUACCUACCACUGCACUUGUUACAGUGGUUACGAGCUCGAAGAGGACGGUGUUACCUGCAGAGAUGUAGACGAAUGCGCGCGAGGCACACAUAGAUGUUUCUACAGUUGCACGAACUUGGAGGGAUCCUACGAAUGCGGAUGUCCUCCUGGUACACCUUCGAAUGAAGAUUGUAUACCCUCUAAUGCGUGCGACAUCGCGGACUGUAGUCAUACGUGCGAACCAGUAGGUCGUGCUUCGUACCGGUGCGACUGUCCAAGCGGAUACGUAAUGCAGGACGAUGGGAAGACUUGCGAGGACAUUGACGAGUGUCUCGAGAAACAUGACUGCUAUAAAUGUAUUAAUACUCCCGGCAGCUAUAGAUGCAUCUGUCCACCGGGUAUGAGGCUCGCCGAGGAUGGCUUCAAUUGCGUAUACAAGCUUUGGGAUGUCGCUAAAAAUAACUGUAGUCUGGGAUUCAAGUAUAUAAGCAAUGGUCACUGCGAGGACGUUGAUGAGUGUCUUGAGAGCGAACACGGGUGCUCGCAGUUGUGUGUCAAUGAGUACGGGUCCUACCAUUGCGAGUGUGAAAUCGGAUGGCUCCGGAAGAGCGAUGGUUUCACCUGCUUAAAAUUCGACCACUGUUUCAAUGCCAUGUGCUCGCAUUCGUGCGUCUCGACAAGUUUAGGUCACAAAUGCGAGUGUCCUCCAGGUUACAUUUUGGAUGAGGAUGGUGACACCUGCAAAGACGUGGACGAGUGCGAAGACAACGCGACGAAUGAUUGUAGCAACGACUGUAUAAACCUCAAAGGAUCUUAUUCAUGUUCCUGUCCGCUAGGAUUCAAGUUGCAAGAAGAUAAUCGCACGUGUAUCUUCAUCUCAUUCACGUGUCCCGAUUCUGAGGACGACGAUUGCACUUGUCCCGAGGGAUAUACUUAUUUGCAAGAGGAACACGUUUGCCAGGACAUCGACGAGUGCCAGGACGAAAGCAGGAACAAUUGUUCCCACAUUUGCAUUAAUACCAGCGGCUCGUACUAUUGCGAGUGUCCUUCCGACUUGCGCUUGCUACCGGAUUCCAAGACCUGUCGGCACUGGGAGGAGUUUUGCGUUCACGAUUUGGGCUGUUCACACACGUGCAAACAGGACAACGACCAGGUUCGUUGCGUUUGUCCGAUGGGGUAUGAGUUGCAGAACGAUGAAAAGACUUGCAAGGAUAUAGACGAAUGUGCGAGGCAUCUGCACAACUGUUCACACUCGUGUACAAAUCGCGAUGGAGGUUUUACUUGCAGUUGUCCGAAUUAUUUUAUCCUUGAUAAGGAUAACAGAACCUGCCUCUAUAUGAAGCACUGCAUCCUGUCAGACCUUGAUUGCGUUCGCGACUGCAUAAAUUUCUUCGACGGGUAUACAUACUAUUGCCAAUGUCCCUAUAGUUAUGAACCAUCAGCAUUUGACAACACCACUUGUUACAAGAUUAAUAAGUGCGGUCUGGAUCAUGGCUGCGCGGACAUAUGCGUCAGCAAAUUGGAUGGUUUCCGCUGCCAAUGUUCCCCGGGAUAUGAGCUGUCGAUAAUGAACAACAAGAACUGUAUAGACAUAGAUGAGUGCUGGGAUGACGAAGACAAUCCCUGCUCUCCCCACUAUUGUAUAAACUUCAACGGUUAUUAUGAAUGCGAAUGUUUGGACGGAUACCGGCUCUUAGAAGACGAUAAAACUUGCGAGGACAUUAACGAGUGUAUGCAAGAUAACGGUGGAUGUUCCCAUCUGUGCGCGAACACGGACGGCGGCUUUGAGUGCGCGUGUUCUGAGAAUUACAAAAUGCAGGACGAUGGCAAGACAUGCGUCGCGAUAAUUUCAUGUUCCAUCGGCAAUGGCGGAUGCUCGCAUUUUUGUCGCCAAAAUCUCGAUGGAUCUCUUUCGUGUUCCUGUCCACCAGGAUUCGCGUUAGAAGAAAAUAAUCGCACGUGUAUCGUUAUCCCAUACAGAUGUGCCGAUUCUGAGGACGAUGAUUGCACUUGUCCCGAGGGAUAUAAUUAUUUGCAAGAGGAACACAUUUGCGAGGACAUCGACGAGUGUCAGGACGAGAGCAGCAACAAUUGUACCCACGGUUGCAUUAAUACCAGCGGCUCGUACUAUUGCGAGUGUUCUUCCGACUUGACCAUACUGGCAGAUUUCAGGACCUGUCGGCACUGGAACGAUUUUUGCAUUAAGGACUUGGGCUGUGCAUACACAUGCCAACAGGACGACUUCCAGAUCAGUUGCGUUUGUCCGACGGGAUAUGAGUUGCAGAACGAUAAAAAGACUUGCAAGGAUAUAGAUGAAUGUGCGGAGGGUGUACACUACUGUUCACACGACUGUACAAAUUAUGAUGGAGGUUUUACUUGCCACUGUCCGGAGUAUUUUAUCCUUGAUAAGGAUAACAAAACUUGCAUCGAUAUGAGGCACUGCGUCAUGACAGAAUUUGAGUGCAUUCGUAAAUGCAUAACUAGUAUGAAUGGAUACGAUGGUUGCGAAUGUUCCCAUGGCUAUAAACCAUCAUCAUUUGACAACACCACCUGCUAUAAGAUUAAUCAGUGCGAUCUGGAUCAUGGAUGCUCGGACACAUGCGUCAGUGAAUUGGAUGGUUUUCGCUGCAAAUGUUUCUCGGGAUAUGAGUUGUCGAUGGACAACAAGACCUGUGUAGACAUAGAUGAGUGCCGGCUGAGCAAUCCCUGCUCUCCCCACAAGUGUAUAAACUACGACGGUUAUUACAGCUGCGAAUGUUCUGCAGGAUACCGGCUCAAUGAGGACGAUAACGCUUGCGAGGACAUUAACGAGUGUAUGCAAGAUAACGGUGGAUGUUCGCAUCUGUGUGCGAACACGGACGGCGGCUUUGAGUGCGCAUGUCCCGAAAAUUAUAAACUAUUGCAAAACGAUGGCAAAACAUGCGUCGAGAUAAAUCCAUGUACCAUCGACAACGGCGGAUGCUCGCAUUUUUGUCAUCUCCAGGAUAGACAGGCGUCUUGCUACUGUCCGCCCGAAAUGAUCCUGUUGAAGGAUAGAGUCACUUGUAUGCACGAAAAUAAGUGCUUGCGAAACAAUAGUUGUUCCCUUUCCCAGUGUUAUCGCGACGAGGACGGAAUCAUGCUCUGCACCUGCCCAGUUGGCAUGAUCUUGACUGAGGAUGGCAGGCUUUGCGUGCAUAAGAAGAAGUGUUCGGUCAAUAAUGGCGAUUGUUCGCACCUGUGCGACGAUCGAAGUGGCAGCGUGAAAUGCUCAUGCCCUGCAGGAAUGUCCUUAGCGCAGGAAAGCGACACCCUUUGCGUUCGGGAAAACGGGUGUCUUGUUCGCAAUGGCGGAUGCUCAGAUAUCUGUAUGUUCGUGAACGACACGAUCACUUGCGACUGUUCCGUCGGUUAUCGCCUAUCGCCGCAAGACAACACCACCUGUCAGGACAUCAACGAGUGUUCGGAAUCGCUAGCUAACUGUACUCAAAUGUGCUUCAACACUCGCGGCAGUUUCAGAUGCAGCUGCAGAGAUGGCUUUGUGCAGAGCUCAGAGGAUCCGGCGGUCUGUUACGACGAGAACGAGUGCGAGAUCGAGAAUGGGGGCUGCUCACACAUUUGUAUCAACCUGAUGGGUAGCUAUCGGUGCGAAUGUUCGGCGGAAUACAUCCUACUGAAGGACAGCAAGAGAUGCAUUUUGGAUGUUUGCAAGCGCGAUAACGGUAACUGCUCUCAUUAUUGUUACACGGAACAAGACUCCGAGAAGAGCCUAGGAGCCAUCCACUGCUAUUGUCCAGCCGGCUAUGAAUUGGAGGACGAUGACCGGACCUGCAAGGACAUUGACGAAUGCGAGGAGCUCGAGCUUGACUCUGGCUGCUCGCACAUAUGCGUGAACACACCGGGUAGUUACCAUUGCGACUGUCCCGUCGGUUAUCGCCUAUCGCCGCAAAGCAAUACCUGUCUGGAGAUCAAUGAGUGUUCGGAAUUGCUAAAUAACUGUGCUCAGAAGUGCGUCAACACUAUCGGUAGUUUCAAAUGCAUCUGCAAUGAGGGCUUUCUGCAGAACCCAGAGGACCCGGCGCUCUGCGACGACCUGAACGAGUGCGAGAUCGAGAAUGGGGGCUGCUCACACACUUGUAUGAACCUGAUAGGUAGCUAUCAGUGCCAGUGUCCAACGUGGUACGACCUAGCACAGGACAACAAGACAUGCGUUUUGAAUGGUUGCAAACGCAAUAACGGUAACUGCUCCGAUUAUUGUCACCCGGAACUGGACCCCGCGAGCAGUCCAGGUACCAUCCACUGCUCCUGCACACCCGGCUACCAAUUGGGGCUCGAUGGCCGGACCUGCGAGGACAUUGACGAAUGCGAGGGGUCGAAUGAAUUUGAUUCUGGCUGCUCGCACAUAUGCGUAAACACACUGGGUGCUUACCAUUGCGAGUGCCCGACCGGUUACAUUUUGUCGAUAGACGAUCGGAACUGCAGAGACGUGGACGAGUGCCUGACCGGCCAGCACAACUGCACUCAUCACUGCGUAAAUCUGCGAGGUAGCUAUGAAUGCGCAUGCUACAAAGGUCACUAUUUGCACUCUGACAAGUCCACGUGCCUGGACAUUGAUGAGUGCAGCGAGAAAAACGGCGAGUGCUCGCACGUAUGCACUAACACGAUUGGCGGACACUUCUGUUCUUGUCCGACUGGCUACGAGUUGUCCCAGGAUGAGAGAACCUGCGUCGACAUAGAUGAAUGUGUAACUGGCGCGGCCGAUUGCGCGUACCCUCUCGAAUGCGUCAAUACUGACGGCGCCUAUCAUUGUAAGUGCCGGUCAGGUCACGAGCCGUGGAAUCGAUCCUGUCGAUCGUACAAUCCCUGUCUAGUACGGAACGGCGGCUGCGAGCAAAUUUGCGUUACGACAAACGGCACCGCGGUGUGCUCGUGCAACGAAGGCUUCCGCCAAGAUGACAUCAACGGAUCCAGGUGCCACGACAUCGACGAAUGCGCGGAGCAACACGUCUGCGACCACACUUGCAUCAACAAUCCCGGCUCGUACGAAUGCAGAUGCAGAGAGGGUUUCCGACUGGUGAAUGGUUCCACCUGUGUUGACAUCGACGAAUGCGCGACCGGUAUCUGCAAGGGCAACAAAUGCACCAACGUGCCGGGCGUUCGUGCAUUUGUUCGUCGUGAGUACGAGGCGGAAUAUCGAUUCCACGGUGAUACCUGUGUAGACAUCGACGAAUGCGCCGAGAAGACGCCCUGCAGCAAGAUAUGCAUCAAUAUACCCGGCUCGUAUUAUUGCACGUGCCCAGACGGAUUUAAGCUGCGAGGGGACGAAUGCGUAGACAUCGAUGAAUGCGAGUGGCAUCGCCACAUCUGCGAUCAUGAAUGCAUCAAUAACGUGGGUUCUUUCACCUGCUCUUGCCGUGCCGGGUACACGUUGAUUUCGAGGAGGAUGUGUCAAGACGUGAACGAAUGUCUGAAGCAAAAUGGUGGGUGCACUGGCGAGUGUAUCAACACCGCCGGAAGUUACUAUUGCACCUGUAGCAAGGAUUUAGUGUUGGCAUCCGACGAGAGAACUUGCGUCCCACCGAUGUCAACGUGUCGUGCUAUGGAAUCGCCUUUACACGGAGAGAUCAGAUGUCCGGGCCACCCUUCCGACGCAUCUGUCUACCCGCAGGGUGCCAAGUGUCAUGUCCGAUGUCGCAGAGGAUUCUGGCUGAAAGGAGCGUACACGAGACAUUGCGUAACUGACGGCCGAUGGAACGGGGAAGAGCCUAUCUGUCUACGUGAAGCUAUGACAGAUUCUCUGUCCAAUCCAAACAUACCACGGCCGUUCGUCAGCUGUCCCGAGGAUAUGGACGUUGAACUGCCGGCCAGGCAAAAUGUGAUACGUGUAACAUUCCCGCAACCAAAAUCCAACAUGAACUGGUGGAGGUACGUAAAUGCUUCACCCCCUUGGGCGAAGCAAUUGGAAGCGAAUCUGCCAGUGGGUACAACGGUCGUUACCUUCACAGCGUGGUCGCCGAUCUCUAAUUACACCAGCACCUGUAGGAUCGUGAUAAGAGUUCGUGAUACCGAGAAUCCGAAAGUUACAAUGUGUCCCACUUCUUUUGAAGUCAAUCUAAGCCAAGGAGAGCGAAAUCGUUUAAUAUUCUGGCAAGAGCCGUCGUUUAUAGAUAACGUUGGCGUGGAACAUAUUUACAAAACGAGGGGACCCGGACACAUAAUGCAUCCUGGCGUUCACGACGUGCGCUACGUCGCCUCGGAUGCAGCCGGAAAUCAAGCCGAAUGCCAUUUCUCGAUAUAUGUGAAAGAAUCCGAGGAUAGACAUUUGGAGCCGAGAUUCUACAGGCAAAAGAUGCUGAUGUGCCCCGGCAGACCGUCCCAGCCGGCGCCGAACUUCCCUUACGGGUGGCAAAUACCGAGCGGUUGUUACCUGAGGUAUACCAGGAUCUUCUCGGGGGCUUAUCAGCGGCAGCCGGAACACUGGCAGGACGGCUAUCGGCACACUGGCGCUUCUUAUCAUGGACUUCCGCAGACGACUCAGAAUCAUCCCGACAUUAGCAGAUUGUACAACGUGAACGAGUAUCGACGCUCCGAGCGACAACAAUAUGAGCCCUGGCGAAUGCAGGAGCGGCAGCAGCUGUUGCAGCGGCAAUAUCGGCAGCACGCUACAAGGACCGAUCACGUAGUCCCACCGGCGACUCAUUAUGGCAUGGGCCGCGUUCAGACUAGAAUAUUGCCACGAUGGCGUGAAUGCUGCACGUAAGAAAGACCUGCCACUCGCCCGGCCCGUGAACGACGUGUAAUAAGCGAGCAUAAGUCAACCGGGAAACCGUCGCAUAAAUCGCACCACGCGCAUCGCCAUGUAUAGCCAGGAAACUAUCUCCAGCCUGGAGAUACGCUCAUAUCGAGCACUCAUCCAUAUGCUCCAUGGGAAUUGAUUACCAUAAUUGACUCCGCGGCGCGUGGCCCAACAGGGAAAAAAUGGUGUAAUGUCGCUUUUUACUUUGUGAGCAGCUUGUGGAGUUCUGGUUGCAUAUGUAUACAUACGUAACUUGUGAGUGGCCAUAAGACGAUGUGUUCUCGAGGUGACACUCGCUUUCCGACGCAUUUCUGCCGCGAAUAAAAAGUGUUACAGCGUUAUGAUUAUUAAGAAUAGUAUAAUUAUUGUAUAC